AAGCUGCCGGACAUCGGUGGCUUCUACUGCAACAUGAGCGACGCAAAUCACAAUCAGCCUGGCCCUGAUCCGUCACAAUCAGAAUACGUUCAGAGCGUUUUCGCCUUUCAAAUGGAGCCCAUUGACCCUGCCUUGACGGCGGGCCAGUCCAAUACCCCUCUGCGACCGACCGCGCAGCCCAUCCAGUCUCAGUCUUUUCCUAACAACUUGGGGCAAAUCCAGAGCUCGACCUCUCUUCCCAAUCACCCUUCUCACCAUUCAGGUGGUAUAGCAGCCCAGAACAAUCCUAAUAUGAGAGUCAUGGGAAAUGGGAACGGUAUGGCGCCUGCUCAAGGAUCAGCCUUCAACCCACAGUCGCCGUCUGUUUGUUUUCAAAGUCGCCCACAGCCGUCCGUUGAUCAGUCCAUGGCAGCGACCCAAGCCAACUUGCACAACAACAUGGUCAACCCGGGGGCGCAGCAGGCCGCUCAACAACCUCAACUAUCGUUCAAUGAUUACUUGGACUACGCCGCCGCGCCCAUGCCACAAUAUGCGCUUUACCAACAGCCUGUCAAUGGAACGAUGAAUCAGUACCUAGGCCAAGUUCCGUCGUCGUUCGAUUUCUCAACUAUACCUGGCGCUGCCAGCCACUACAACAUUGGCAGCUUUCACAACAACAACAACAACAACAACAACAACAACAAUAACAACAACAACAACAACAACAACAACAACAACUCUUCUUUCCGUCCUAACAGCAUGCCUUCAGUGCAGUCACAGGCUGCUCAACCUCCGACCAUCUCUUUAUCAGCGGAUGCGCUCUCCCGUGCUGCGGAGUCUAUGAACAGCCAAGUCGCUGCGGAGACUGCGAAAAAGAGGACCUCAAAAAGUGCCACGAGCCAGAUACCUCUACCUGACAAAUCCCAAGAAGCAAACCCCGCCCAGCCUGCGAAGCGCAAGAGGAAUUAUGCUCCACGCAAGCCAAAGGUCGAGGGAACAUCUGACCCUACAGCUCCUAAAGAGCCUCCGAAGAAACGUCAGAGGACGCAAAAAAAGAAGACAGAAACUACCGCACCUAUCGGUUCGGAGGCCACUGCUCCCGUUGCACCGAUGGCUUUUAUGCCGACAGCGACGUCUACACCAACAAUUACCCCAGCCCUCUUGUCCACAAACUAUCAUGAAGCUUCUCCAGGUACGCCGUCUAUACUAUCAGCUUCAGAAACAGCCACUCCAACCCCAUCUAGUGGGCUUCCGACAAGCGCAACUAUGCCUGCUGUUGAACAGGCCAUUAUGGCUAUAGAAACAUGCCAGCCUACACAGAGCUUCAGACAGACAACAGGAUCGGCCACAUCUGUCUCUUACGCCCCCCAUAAGCAAGUGGCCCAGCUUUCUUCCCAGGCGCCGAUCUUCAACAUGGCUCCCCCGUCGCCCAUUCAGGUCCCGUCGGAAUUUGUUGCGGCGGCUAAUUCUGCACCGAUCCCAAUCUUGAGGUCUACACCACCAGUUCAAGUGAUAAAUCAAACUCCGGCUACGGGUAUUCCAAAACCAGUCUCCGCUAUAUCUAACAAAGUCUCGCCUGUUCCUGUUCCGAGUAUCCCUACCGUUGCGAAAGUCCCAUCUGUGUUUCCGCGACAAGCUCCAGGUACCGCCCAAGCUUCAACUCAAGCUUUUCCUCCAGGUCCAGCUCGUACUCCGGCACUAGAUCCUACCCCGGCACCCACUCCGACUCCUACUCCUGCUCGAGUUUCUCCUCAACAUCCGGUUCAACCUUCCAAACAGGAUAUCGUUGGAGCUUCAGUCCAGAGGACUCCUAGUGCGGCCUUUACUCCGUCUCCUUCUCCAGCUCCCACUCGGCCUCCUCCCCAGUCUUUCACUCAAGGACAGACUCAGCCUCCUGCUCAACCUCCGCUUAAACCUUCCACCUAUAUGGCGCCCCAGUCUGUCGGUCAGCAGUUAACUCAACAAGCAGUUCACCAACAGGCUCAGCAAGCUGUUCAGAGGCCAGCUCAACCAGCCGCUCAACAAGUCGCUCAACAGCCAGCUCAGCAUAUUGAUCAGUAUGAUGUUCAGCGUCAGGCUCAGGCGCCUGUUCAACAUCAAGCUCAGGCUGCUGCGCAAAAUCGUGUAUCUGCUCAGCCUGCUAUUCAACGUUUAUAUCAACAUGCUGUUCAGCAGCCAGCUAAGCCACAGGCCCAGCAAAAGGCCCAGAAGCAAGUUCAACAACAGGCUGCGAAACAACAGACUCAGCAGCAACACACCCAGCAACAGUUUUCACAACAAGCUCAACAGCAAACCCAGAAUGGUGUUCCGGUUCUAACUCAGCAUGCUCUUCAACAUCAAACUCAACAGCAAGCUCAGCAUGCCCCUCAACGACAGGCUCAGCAACAGGCCCAGAAUGGCGUUCCGAUCCUAGCUCAGCAUGCUGUCCAACAUCAAACUCAGGCUGCCGCCCAGAUUCCAACUCCGCAUACCACUCAAACCCCAACCGGGCCUUCCCCUAAUCCCUCAACUCAGCCAGCACCAGUACCCUCACUCCCCAAUGUGAACACCGAAAGGCUGGCAAAGCCAGUAACUCCCACAAUCAUCUCCCCCCAAGCCGACACCGACCUCUACUGCGUCUUUGGCAUGCACACUCUCCACCACUUCCGCGUGCGCCGCAGCACGCUUAAACACCUGCACCACCCAACCACCCUCACCACCUCCCCCUUCCCCAAUAUCGUGUACAUCAACUUCAACGAAGCGCUCACCGUCCCGGGCGGCACCCCGACCGAGCUCGCCAACGCCCCCGGCGAAACCGCCGACUCGCACAUGCAGGCUUUUGGCCGUUUACUCCGCCUCCUCGAAGACCCUGCCACACAGGGCAAAACAGCCUGCGACGUCGACACCAUCUGGCGCUUAUCCAACCUGCAGCCGGCGCUGGGUUUAGACAAGGAGUACGUGCGCUGGCUGAGACGGUGCAUGGGGUUGUUUAUCAAGCAGGUUACUUUGCCUGUCCCGGUGCCUGUCACCAUGGCUGGUCAAGCCAGCGGCGGCGGACACAAACAGAAUCUGAAUGGGAACCACGCCAUGGGAGAGGAUCUAUUUGAGGAGCGUGAUAUGAAGGGGGUGGAUCUGAAGAAGAAUAAAUGGGAGAAGGCGUUGGAGGCGUGUAGGAAGUUUACGUGGAUCGUGGAGUGGAGGACGUUGGUGGCGAGGUUGGCGUAUCUGUGUAGCGUGGAUAAAGAUGCGGGAGGACGGUUCGUGUUGAAGAAGCCGGGUGGUGGUGCUAGUGGGGGAGGGGUAUUGAAUAGGUUGUUGGUUGGGGAGGAGACUAUUGAUGCCAUCGUCAACACCAGAACCAAAGCCUGCCAGUAUCUAACGGACGUAGCUGAAAAUACGUGCAAGAACUGGCAUGGUCGUAUCAAGAACGGCCAACGCAACGGCGGCUGUCGCAGCAGGCUGUGUAUGGAAAAGCGCAUGGCCGGUUUGAUACAGGUCGUCAAAGGCUUGGGUUUGCAUAUUCCCAAGGAAACCACAACCAUAACCGGCGGAUCCAACCUAGAGGCACAAUUCCAAGCCCAAACCCAACCCACCACAACCAACGGCAUCGAAUCCACCUUCCACGGUCAAGGAACUAAAAUGACCAUCGGCCUCUCCAUCCACUCCGUUGUUGACAUCCUCAAAGCCAUUGAGCAUGAGCGUCGCGGCAGGUACCGCUUCGCGGACGCCAUGAUUCAGCAGUUUGGCGGAAAAUGCUACGACUGCAUGAAGGGUUCGGCGUUCGGACCGGGCGAGCUUAACCCGACCAACUCGCUGUUUCCUAUCAUUGACUUGCUGUAUGAAAUGCUAUGGGAGUUGAGGGUCAAGUUCCUUGAGUGGACGGAGUUUCCGUGGGCAGAAAAGAUUGUGCUCACCCUUGGGGGUGUUGAGGGGGUUGAGGCUGAGAAGAUGCAAGGCAGAUUGCGGGAUGUUGUGGGCGGCAGUAAGGCGGUGGUUACCACUAAGGAUGGGAUGGAGCCCGUUUCUGCUUCCUAAGAUAGAGGUAUGUUCGUUUGUGUGGAGUAUCAGGUGCAGUGAAAAGAGGCGCAGAGAAAAGAAUUGGCGUUAUAGGCUAUACACCCGGUUAGCAUUGGGUGCUUUUGUGCCGGUUUGGCUAGGAUUUUGGCCAGAAAACGCUUGACUAUGGGUUAUGUGGCAGGGAAAAGGGUUUCAAGCAGAAUUGCGGCAUCCAAGCAUGUCAUGAAAGGGAAAUGAUGGCGUAUACGGUUGUUUUUUGACAUUGAAAGUCUACGCAUAGCCCGGCGUUUAGUUGUUCAACCUUCUUUAGUCUGCAAUUAUCAACCCAGCGUUGAAAGAUACCACAGCUCUGUUUGUAG
Messenger RNA from Neurospora hispaniola, 4334 nucleotides. RefSeq lists its product as uncharacterized. NCBI's taxonomy places the organism in Eukaryota, Fungi, Ascomycota, Sordariomycetes, Sordariales, Sordariaceae. The record is from RefSeq and is a predicted model, not a curated record. Bases 34 to 3993 code for a protein of 1319 amino acids. The transcript has 2 exons. Gene Ontology annotation, cellular component: plasma membrane.